Molecule: messenger RNA, 1677 nt
Organism: Rasamsonia emersonii CBS 393.64
Lineage: Eukaryota; Fungi; Ascomycota; Eurotiomycetes; Eurotiales; Trichocomaceae
Product: GTP-binding protein Obg
Exons: 1
Coding region: 1-1677 (558 amino acids)
Cellular component (GO): mitochondrion
Molecular function (GO): GTPase activity; GTP binding; magnesium ion binding
Source: RefSeq, a predicted model, not a curated record
AUGGCAAAACCCCAGACGGCCAUAUUAUCUUUUCUCUAUCCUUUCCUCGGCGCGCCCAGCUACUCGAGGUCUGUCACCCAGAAAGCAGCUGGCAGACUCUUGCGAUGCUAUCGAUGGCAGAGUACCACGACCAACGUCAAAUCCAACGAAUCUGAACGAGCUGCGCAAUCCUCCCCAGAUCUUUCUCACCUGAAUCCGUCGCCGGACGACUACUCCCGUUUCCUAUUUAAAGACAAAUGCUCCAUAACUGUGGUGGCUGGCUCUGGAGGAAACGGUUGUGUCUCCUUUCUACGGGAAAAGUAUAUCGAAGAAGGCCCUCCAAACGGCGGUGAUGGCGGUAGCGGAGGUAGCGUCUACAUCCAAGCCGUCGAAGGUCUCACAAGCUUGCAUAAAUUGGCGCGUCGAGGAGUCAUCAGAGCCGGACGGGGGAGGAAUGGGCGAGGGAAGAGUCAAGGUGGGAAACGGGGCCAUGAUGUUUUGAUACAGGUACCUGUUGGAACCGUGGUCCGGGAGGUGGGCAGAUAUGACCCCGUGGCGGAGGCAGAGCGGAAGUUCAACAGACUGAGUGGGGAACUGGACGAAGAGGAGUCAUUGGAGAUGAUGGCAUUUCAACGAGACCGCUGGGUGCUCUACCCCGGGUCGCAGCCGUCAGACUUCCUGACAAUGCCCUUUCCACCGCUACCUCCGCCCCGAAGGUCCAAUUUAGCCGCGAUGGAACCAAAAGCGCCCAUUCAUUUAGACUUGUCCAAGCACAUGGACAAGCCAAUGCUCCUCGCAGCUGGUGCGGUUGGAGGCUUUGGCAACCCACAUUUUGUGUCGCGCUCUAUCUCGCGACCGAAAUUCGCAACGAAGGGUGAAGAAGGCCUGACGUUGCACUUGGAGUUGGAGCUGAAACUGCUCGCUGAUGUUGGCCUAGUCGGCUAUCCUAACGCAGGGAAGAGCACACUGCUCCGGUCGUUAACCAACAGCCGCACGCGAAUUGGAAAUUGGGAGUUUACCACUCUGACGCCCAAUAUCGGUACCGUGGUGAUCGAUAAUUUCAAAGGAAGACCCCUUGUCGAAUCAUCAAACAAAAAGGCACCCCGGACCAAUUUCACCAUAGCAGACAUUCCCGGUCUUGUUGAAGAUGCUCAUUUGGAUCGUGGUCUCGGUCUAGGUUUCCUUCGGCACAUUGAGCGAGCGCGGAUACUGGGUUUCGUGGUCGAUCUCAGUAUGGGAGAUCCGGUUCAGACUCUGAAGCAGCUGUGGCGUGAGCUUGGUGAAUAUGACCGGAUGCGCAAUGCGAAGGCCGACGACGGCGCGCAGGAUGACCUCAUUUCCUGGAAUCCAUUUGGAGAUGGGCCGCCUGUGAUGCAUAUUGAGGGAGAGUGUGACUCAGAGUUUCCUGUUACCGACGCAGGGAUAGCCCAUCCUAGAAGUUCGCUGCCCCCUCUCACGCUCCCACCGAUUUACAUCAAACCCUGGUUCGUUGUCGCUACAAAGGCAGACUUACCGAACACUCAGGAGAACUUCUUGGCUCUGCGGGACUACCUUCAGCAGGUGCAAAAUGGCGUCGUCGAGCACCCUAGUGGCCAUCAAGAUGGAUAUAGGGAGCGCCUCUAUGUGGUUCCCGUGAGUGCUCUAAGAGCAGAGGGAGUCGAUAAGAUCCCACGCCUAGUCAUGAGCUUCCUUGAUUGA